This is a messenger RNA of Eremothecium gossypii ATCC 10895, 690 nucleotides long. RefSeq names its product Ldb7p (gene LDB7). NCBI's taxonomy places the organism in Eukaryota, Fungi, Ascomycota, Saccharomycetes, Saccharomycetales, Saccharomycetaceae. The record is from RefSeq and is marked provisional. Bases 1 to 690 code for a protein of 229 amino acids. Gene Ontology annotation, biological process: chromatin remodeling. Gene Ontology annotation, cellular component: RSC-type complex. The transcript has a single exon.
AUGUCGGAAACACGCAGCUACUACAGCGUCAUAUCAGACCUCUCGUGCUUCGAGGCGUCGGACAAGGUCUCAUUCACGCGAGAACAGCUUAUGGAGCUCACACAGCAGGAGGUGGAUGCGCGGGAGAUGCGGGACAACCUAGAGCGCAGCGAAUGGGAGACACGUAAGAGGCUUCCGAUGCACUCGUACCUUGGGCAGCUAGCGGCGCGGGAUGCGGAGGAGGCCGCGAAACACCCGGGAUACUACACGUUGCAGCACACGCUUCUCGGAGGCUAUGUGCCGCGGCACCAGCUCGAGUCGCUCUCCAGCACGGACUUUGCGCACUACUUGCACAAGGUGCUGGAGUGCGAGGGCCCGUUGGAUUCGUACGGGAAAUACGUGAACGUGGGGCGGAUUCCGAUAGGGUCUGCAGAGGUGGCAGCGGAGUCGCCGAUGCCGCUUGCGGUGAAGGCGCCCGUACCGAUGCCAGGACUGCUGGGGACGCCGGGGUCCUCCUCAUCAACCAAGGUGCAGACGCCCAGCAGCAGCGCGACGCCUUCCGCUGGCACGCCGCCCAUCGUGAAUACGACGAUCAAGAAGGCCGGGGAGUCUCAUAUAAAAAAGGUGGUUCUGUGCAAGCUAUGUAAGAAGCGCUUCAGCGGGCCGCGCAGAUUCACCGAGUUUUCUAACCACAUGUGUAUGAAAGGCUAG